AUGUCUUUCGAUCUCAAGGGCCUUGUCCCCGCUCCCGUCACCCCCUUCACCAAAGAUGGCAAGGUUGAUUACGAUGCCAUCCAGCGUCUAGGCUCUUGGCUUGGAAGCAUCGAUGGCGUCAAGGGUCUCGUUGUCCUCGGACACGCCGGAGAAGGAACCUUCCUUACCCAGCAAGAACAAGUCGACACCAUCAAGGCCUUUGUCAAGUCCGUCGAUAACAAGAUCCCCAUCAUUGCUGGUAUUACUGGCGAGGGUACUGAGGUCGCUGCUCUUGAGGCUAAGCGUGCUAAGGAGGCUGGUGCCCAGGCCGGUCUUCUCUACCCUUCUCAUGGCUGGCUGCGAUUCGGAUACCAGCCUGGUGCUCCUCAGGAUCGCUACAAGGUUGUCUACGAGGUCUCCAAGCUGCCUCUGAUUCUGUUCCAAUAUCCCGACAACACCAAGGCUACCUACAACCUUCAGACUCUUCUUGACAUCGCUGCUCAGCCCGGUGUUAUUGCCAUGAAGAACGGUGUCCGUAACAUGCGCCGCUGGGACCGUGAGAUCCCUGUUUUCCGUCGCGAGCGCCCCAAUGUUCCUGUCCUCACUUGCCACGACGAGUACCUUCUCCACACUGCCUUUGACGUCGAUGGCAUGCUUGUCGGAUAUGGUGGUAUCGCACCUGAGCCUCUUCUCGAGAUGAUCGCGGCCGGAAAGGCCAAGGACUACGCCAAGGCUCGUGAGAUCCACGAUCAGCUUCUGCCCGUCACCAGUGCUGUCUACCACCGGGGCUCGCAUAUGGAGGGUACCGUUGCUUUGAAGCACGCUUUGGUUGCCCGGGGUAUUCUUGAUCACGCUACAGUGCGAUCACCACUGAUGCCUUUGCCUGAGGGUGCUGAGGGAGAGAUUCACGCUGCCAUUUCAUCGGCUUCGCUGAAGAAGGUUGCUUAG
Molecule: messenger RNA, 927 nt
Organism: Fusarium coffeatum
Lineage: Eukaryota; Fungi; Ascomycota; Sordariomycetes; Hypocreales; Nectriaceae
Exons: 1
Coding region: 1-927 (308 amino acids)
Molecular function (GO): 4-hydroxy-tetrahydrodipicolinate synthase activity
Source: RefSeq, a predicted model, not a curated record